AUGGCCACACUGCAUGAUGACCAUCGUCCAUCUCUACUCACGACAGAGAUCAAGUCUCCUUUGGCAGACUCACAAGCGCAGGACGACCCACCCAUCGAUGAGUUUAAACCCGACUUUCGGUUCCGUCUGGCCUGGGCCUCGCUACUCAUAAUCGUUCUGAUGGCCGCCCUGGACGCUACUUCGCUCUCUGUUGCGCUCGCCAAAAUCGCCAACGUGCUCCAUGGAACAGCCAUCGAAGCUUUCUGGGGAGGCACAUCGUUCCUUUUGACCGCCACUGUUUUCCAACCUGUAUUUGGCUCCAUCAGCGGUCUCUUUGGUCGCAAACCUUUGCUCUAUGUCUCCCUGGUCUUGUUCUUCAUCGGUGCCAUCGUUGGGUCGGUCGCGCCACGUGGAAAAGGCAUGGCGGUGCUUCUGGCUGGCCGCAGCAUCCAAGGCAUUGGCGGCGGAGGUAUCAUUGUCCUGAGCGAGAUCAUCCCGACAGACUUGGUGCCUUUGAAGGUUCGAGGCAAUUACAUGAGCACGGUCGGUGCUAUGUGGGCUAUAGGCAGCGUCUCCGGUCCUUUGAUGGGGGGAGGCUUUGCCACCAACGACACCAACUGGCGCUGGAUCUUCUGGAUCAACAUUCCGUUCGUCGUCAUUGGCGGCUUGAUGAUCACUAUCUUCCUGAAGCUCAACAAAGUCUCCGGCACUGCCAUAGACAAGCUGAAGAGAAUCGAUUACGUGGGCAUUGUCGUCUUUGUGGCAUCCACCACGAGCGUCUUGAUUCCUUUGACUUGGGGUGGUGUUAUGUAUUCGUGGUCUAGUUGGCGCACAUUGGUGCCUCUGCUCGUCGGAGCCGCCGGCCUCGUCUUGUUUGUCAUCUGGGAAGAAAAGUUCGCCGCCGAGCCUCUCAUUCCGUUCGACAUCGUCAAGUCGGUGAACAACGCUGCUGUCUACUUCGGAACCUUCAUCCACGGCAUGAUCUUAUGGUGCAUGCUCUACUACGGACCUCUAUACUUCGAAGCCGUCAAAGGUUACUCGCCCAUCCUAUCUGGUGUCGCAUUGUUCCCAGCAACAUUCACCGUUGCGCCUGCCAGUAUGGUGGUCGGCAUACUUGUGACAAAGUCAGGAAGAUACAGAUGGUCUAUCUGGGGCGGCUUCUUUUUCGCUACCCUCGGAUUUGGUCUGCAGUACAUGUUGUCCCCCAACACUCCAACCGUCGCUUGGGUCUUCUACUCAAUCAUCACUGGCGUCGGCACAGGACUGUUGUUUCCGGGAUUGAUGUUUGGCGUGCAAGCUGCUACAGACGAGUCGAUCGUCGCUCCCGCCAUGACAUUGUUCGCUUUCUUGCGUACUUUCGGCCAGGCUGUCGGAGUGGCUGUCGGCGGCGUCAUCUUUCAGAACGAACUCAAGAAGCAAAUCUCAAGUCAUGCCUUGAUCGCGUCAAACGCAGCAGAGUGGGCAAAGAACUCAAGUGCCUUGGUAGAGAUCAUUGGCCACAUGCCGGAUGGGCCUGCCAAAGAUGCUCUCAUCCAAAGCUAUGCUGACGCGCUGAAGAUCGUGUGGGCAACAUGCUGCGCACUUGCUGGGGCGGGACUUAUUGCGAGUCUCUUCAUCAAGGGCUACUCUCUCGAUCGCGCUCACGAGUCGAAGCAGCAGUUUGCCCGGAAAGAGAAGAAGUCCGAAAAGGUACAAGGUGCAAAUGUUUAG
Aureobasidium subglaciale EXF-2481 is the source of this 1689-nucleotide messenger RNA. RefSeq lists its product as uncharacterized. The transcript has 2 exons. Gene Ontology annotation, biological process: transmembrane transport. NCBI's taxonomy places the organism in Eukaryota, Fungi, Ascomycota, Dothideomycetes, Dothideales, Saccotheciaceae. The coding region runs from base 1 to 1689 and encodes 562 amino acids. The record is from RefSeq and is a predicted model, not a curated record. Gene Ontology annotation, molecular function: transmembrane transporter activity.